This is a messenger RNA of Thermothielavioides terrestris NRRL 8126, 954 nucleotides long. RefSeq lists its product as uncharacterized. Bases 190 to 648 code for a protein of 152 amino acids. Lineage: Eukaryota; Fungi; Ascomycota; Sordariomycetes; Sordariales; Chaetomiaceae. The record is from RefSeq and is a predicted model, not a curated record. The transcript is spliced from 2 exons. Gene Ontology annotation, molecular function: zinc ion binding.
GCGAGUGCAACCAACGUUAAGCGCGUAACUAACCGAAUACAAAAGGAAGUCGCUGCAAAGGGAUGCGGCUUCGGGCAGCUGCUUGCGAAUCUUGGUGCCCUAGCCCACGGAAGCAGAUCGACUUCGCACUCUUCAACUCAAAGAAGGAAGAUGCAAACUCAAACACAAGAGCCGGCAGAAGGCGUCAUCAUGGCCGCACCGCCGGCCUUCUCGCCAUCAUCCGCGGCGGCAACAGAACCCCAAGAUGCCGGCCACGCAGCCAACCAAGCGCCGGAACCGCUCAAGGGCCUGCCCGCGGAUCCGAACACGGCACAGCAGCAGGUUCCCGCCAGCGCUGCCGUUCCACCAGCCCCUGCCCAGGUGGCCACUCCGCUGGAUCAGCUGGGGGACUCGCCGCAGUGGAUCGACUGUCCCUUCUGCCAUCGCCGGACCCUGACCAGAGUGAGCAAGGAAGGAACCUCGAUGCAGAUUCUCGCGGGCAUUCUGUGCUGCCUGUUCUGCGUCUGCCUCGCCUGCGUUCCAUGCCUCGCCGGCUGGUUCGAGGAGACCAUCUACGUGUGCACGCAGUGCAACAAGAAGGUAGCCACACGACCCGUCAGCGGCCCCAUUAUCGUGCAUGGGCCUCAAGCGACGGUGCCGUCCAAAUAACGCAUAGGCGUCGGCGGGGUCUGGCUGUGAACUGGAGAUCCCUGGAACUCGAGCUUGCUUCCGCCAAGGGAAACCGGAGGAACAUUGCGGGUGUUUGCGUUGGUUUCAAGGACGGCCUACGCCCGAAUAUGCUGUUAAUCAUUCCCCAGCACAUCCCGUUCGUACCCAGUUCAUAAAAAUACCCCGUUACUUCAACCAAAGCCGUUACCCGGGAGCAGAGUGAAUGACCUCGGACCUCUCACAUAACACGACGUUGUUAUCCCCAAAGUCGUGCCCUUUGACCUGCUGGCGGAAAAACGCAACAUG